AUGGCCAGCGACGGGGCCAGGAAGCAGUUCUGGAAGCGCGGCAGCAGCAAGGUCCCGGGCAGCAUCCAGCACGUGUACGGCGCUCAGCACCCGCCCUUCGAUCCCCUGGUCCACGGCACCUUGCUCAAGGCCACGCCCAAGGCGCCCACCACGCCGGUCAAGGCCAAGCGAGUCAGCACCUUCCAGGAGUUUGAGAGCAACACCAGCGACGCCUGGGACACCGGCGAAGACGAUGACGAGCUCCUGGCCAUGGCGGCUGAGAGCCUCAACACCGCGGUCGUCAUGGAGACGGCCCACCGAGUCCUGCGCAACCACAGCCAGCGGCAGGCGUGCCCCCAGCCACCCGGGGCCCCGGAGCCCUCGGUGGAGCCCUUGGCGGAGGCCCCCGGCGGUGACCUGCGGCUGGUGAAGUCCGUCAGCGAGAGCCACGCGGCCUGUCCUGGAGGAAGCGGCAGCGACGCCGUUCCUCUGCAGAGGUCCCGGUCUCUCCCGCACGCGGCCACGGUGGCACUGGGCGGGGCGCCCGAACCCAGCGCCCUCAGCAGCUCGGCCUUAAGUGAAAGAGAGGCCUCUCGGCUGGACAAGUUCAAGCACCUGCUUGCGGGCCCCAACACAGACCUUGGUGAGUCCCCCUUGUGA
Messenger RNA from Rangifer tarandus platyrhynchus (Svalbard reindeer), 639 nucleotides. Lineage: Eukaryota; Metazoa; Chordata; Mammalia; Artiodactyla; Cervidae. The record is from the annotation of a GenBank genome assembly.